Cotesia glomerata is the source of this 4705-nucleotide messenger RNA. RefSeq names its product PH and SEC7 domain-containing protein-like (gene Efa6). Gene Ontology annotation, biological process: regulation of ARF protein signal transduction. Gene Ontology annotation, molecular function: protein binding; guanyl-nucleotide exchange factor activity; phospholipid binding. Lineage: Eukaryota; Metazoa; Arthropoda; Insecta; Hymenoptera; Braconidae. The record is from RefSeq and is a predicted model, not a curated record.
GUCACCUGGUAAACGCCGGCUCGAAAGGGUGUGUGAUGUUUUCUCAUGGCCAGCAAUAACUUUAUUACAUCCAUCAGUUGUACACAACAUCAACAACGCACAUCAACAUCACUCGCACAAGCGGUCUCGGUACAAGUACGAGUUUCGCGCAUACACUUGCGCGGUACAUUGCGCGUCUAAACUCGAUUUGCUUCCCAUCUAACAAAAUAAAUUUUAAAAAAGUGACCAACAAUACUAAAAUAUAAAAUCCAUAACCAAUAAAUAAUGCUUCCGUUUAUUUUAAAAAAUAAAAAAAUCAAAUGGUGAGUGGUCAUUAAUCAGGGCAAAAAGUAACCGGGUUUGCAACUGAGACAAGUCAAAAAAGUAAAGUAAAUAAAUAAAAAGGUGGCUGUAAAAAGGUAUAUAAAGGAAGAGCGUUAAGUAAAAAAGAAAAGAGGCAACGAGGUGGGUAGUGAGUAGUGAAGGUAGAGGAAGAGGAGGGAAAAGACGAAGACGACGUGCGAGGGCGCGCAGGAGUUUUAGUAUCCCCUGGACAUUCCUGUCUGUUUGGCAAUUCAACAUCAACUAUUUUUUAAGUUGAAAACCUCUAGCAACUGGAGGUCCUACGUAGCUAACGACUCGUCGCCCUUUAUUUUAACUACCAAAGGAAUACAUAUAUUCUGUUCAUUAACUUUCAGUCGUGUUCACUGAACGAUAAAAUUGUGCAUACGCAAUAAUAAAUACACCGGCAUCAAAUGUUAAGCUAAAAAAACCGUUUUAUUCUACUAGUGAUUAAAUAUUAUUAAUAACAAUAAUAAUAAUAAUAAUAAUAAAAAUUAUUAAUUAUUGUUAAAAGAGGGAGCCUUGUAAUAAAUGUCAAAGUGCGCAUAAACGCGGGAAAAUUAAUUCAUCGGUUAAUAAAAGCGAAACGUCAAUUGUCAUAGCGCAUAUGCAUUAAUUCAAGGUACGAGUUUUGUCUGUGGUUACUGUGGUGGUUUGUUUUUUUUUUUUUUUUAAAUUUUAUUUUCUAAAAUAAUGCGGUGUUGUUUUAAUAAUAAUCUUCGUUAUUGUGUCGUAAUUUUGUUCUAAUAAAUUGAUCGAUUAAAUGACUGAAUUGAGAGUGAUAAAAUAGAGCGGAAAAUAAACUAAAUAUUACGUGGGGAUCGAUGUGCUGUGUAAAACAUGGCUGAGGAGCUGCUGGUCACGCUUUGCAGAAGCGACACCGCGGGAUUUGGAUUUUCGCUACUUGGUACUGCCGGGCUGCCUCAUGUUAUUUAUGAUAUUGUUGAAAAUUCACCAGCAGCUGACAGUGGAAAGGUCGAGGCAGGAGAUGUCAUUCUCAGGGUAAACGACGUUGAUGUUAACCGAUUUAGUACCAAAGAAGUGCUCAAAUGUCUUCGAUUAUCCUCCGAUCCAGUUACCCUCAAACUAAAAAGGGAUCCAGCAAUAAAGUCGCACGUGAAGCGUCUGCUGUCGUCAGGCCAGGGUAUUUGCGAGGCGGAGCUGUCGACGAACAGUUGCGGAAAAAACUCUCAUAACAACACCGGCUCUAACUCUAACGCUGUAAAUUGCGAGGACAAGACCACCAAAAAAACUAACCUGAUCUUCGACAAUUUAUCAGACAACUCAUUGCCAUCGGUGGAGAGUGUUAAUCAGUAUGCUAAGCGAACCAAUGGCUCCUACAGCGACGCCUCGGGCUCGUCUGAGUUUGAGGCACUUCUUCCGCCAGCCGACAGCUUCAAAGAAGAGGAGCGUGCCCAGUGGGAGCCUUUGUCUGGUGAGAAAUUCGCUAAACAGAAAAACACACCAAGGUUUGAAGCAUACAUGAUGACCGGGGAUUUGAUGCUUAACUUAUCGCGCACACAACAGAGCUCAGGACUACUGCCAAAGUACCAAAAGAAAGUAGACUCGUUGAGGUACAACAACCACUACAUUCACCGGCAUCACCACCACAACCACCAUCACAACAACCACCACCACCAUCACCACCACCACAACUCGGUGCCUACCAGCCCCAACGAGAUGAUGGGCCACAACCGAAACUACAAAAACCCGCCUUCAAACCCUCCAGGCGUCGGGAUGAACACCGGCGGCUCGAAUUCCGCCAACACCUCCCCAGUUGGUCUGAUAAAACGCGACGUGGCCGGGACUCAGCACACCCACUCCAUGGUCGACAAGUCUGCGAUCUCCAGCUUCGGGUACUCCAGCGGGUUCGUGAGAACGUCGCGCUCCGAGGACCACCUGCAGUUCCAAAAAGACCCGUCGAUGAGCGCGGUGGACAUUGACAUCGACGAUGAUGUAACUUCCAGUUUGAACACUCUGCUGGACACCAGGCCAGACAGCGGACAAGGAGUGUCCAGCGAGCGCAUCGUCUGGACCUACAACGCUCCAGUGAGCUCGCCCUCGGCGUCAGAGCGCACGUCUUGCUGCCAGAACGGGAGCUCUCAAUCCUCCUCGUCGUCAACGGGCAGCAAUUCCUCCUCUACUGAAGACACCAGUCCUCAGCGGUCUCUGUCUCCAGCUUCUCCGACCUCGGUGUCAUCCUCCGUGAUGUCCUCUAACUCCGGGUCACGCAGAUUUCCGCUGCCCAGUGGCACCACGUGCACCAACAGUGUCAAUCCGAAUUGUUUGGCUGGAACGGGUAACGCUGGAACGAUAUCCUCGGGACACUUGAUUAAUAACGUGCCCAUGAUGAUGAUGACCGACCCGAGCAACGUCAAUAAUUGCUUAAAUAUCUCCGGUGGUGGUAACGGCAGCGGGGGUGGAGCUGGCGGAGGUGGAUAUCACCCGACAAACGGGGACCUAAGUCAAUCGGAAGCUAUCAGUAAUAUGUCCAGCCCCGACUACAAUGACGAAGAGACAAUGGAUAUACUUAGUGCGCGGGAUAUUAUGAUGGUGAGUGAUCCGAGUGACAGUGACUCGACGAUCCUCGCCAGUGAACCGCCCCAAAGGCGGCUUAAAACUGGCUACAGCCAAGAGACUAGUGAUCAUCGUAUAGUGAUACAAGUUAAGGGCCCUGAAAAGGACUCUAAUCCUAGGAAUAAUAAUAAUCAUAGUAAUAGUAAUAAUAGUAACAGCAAUCCUGGUGGAAGCCCUAGACAAAAUCGCCGGAGAGGCUCCGGGGGAAAUAACGACCGCCCACUUUCCAGCGUGAGUUCUACAAACGCUGAAUUUUCUGGUUACCAGGAAUUGAAAGAUAAUGAAGACGGGGACGCUGUUAAUUAUUUGUACGAAGAACAAAAACAAAGUGGUCAAUCUCCACCGCAGUCAGCUGACGAGGAAAGUGAUAUUGAAAGCCUUCAUAGUUUCCAUUAUAGCCCUAAAGCUGUUGAUCCAGCUUUGGCUGUUAGAUUGGCUAAGAGAUUAUACUCACUUGAUGGACUCAAAAAGUCUGAUGUUUCGAGGCAUCUCAGCAAAAACAACGACUUCUCCAGAGCGAUUGCCGAAGAGUACCUGAGGUACUUUAAUUUUGAAGGAGAUACGCUGGACGUGGCGCUCAGAAAGUUUCUCGCGCAAUUCUCAUUAACAGGGGAAACUCAGGAGAGAGAACGAGUACUUGUACAUUUUUCAAAGAGAUAUAUCGACUGUAAUCCUGGCUCUUUUAAUUCCCAAGACGCUGUUCACACUCUUACGUGUGCGAUAAUGCUGCUCAAUACAGAUUUACAUGGUCAAAACUUGGGUAGAAAAAUGUCAUGCUCUCAGUUUAUAGAAAAUCUCUCAGAGCUCAUUGACGGUGACUUUCCCCGAGAGGUGCUUAAAUAGCUGUACACUGCGAUUAAAUCGUAUCCACUUGAAUGGGCUUUGGAUGAUGAUGGUGACGAGUUAGCAUCUCAAGUAGUUCAAUUAGGCGAUGGACCUGCGACAUCAGCUUCUGGAAAUCCAUUCCUAGAUGUGCCAAAUGUUUCUGGUGCCACGGAAUUUAAAAAAGGAUAUGUAAUGCGUAAAUGUUGCUACGACGCUAAUGGAAAGAAAACCCCAUUUGGUAAGCGAGGAUGGAAAAUGUACUACUGUACCUUACGAGAACUAGUACUUUAUUUACACAAAGACGAGCACGGCCUCCGUAACGACAGCUUGCAUAACGCGAUUCGAAUUCAUCAUGCACUGGCAACUAAAGCGUCGGAUUAUACGAAGAAGCAACAUGUUUUCAGGCUCCAGACUGCCGACCAGGCGGAAUAUCUCUUCCAAACUAGUGAUUCAAAGGAACUACAAUCGUGGAUAGACACAAUAAAUUUUGUUUGUGCAAGUUUUUCAUGUCAACCUCUUGCCGGAGCGGUAGGUUCUCAACGAAAGUUUCAGCGGCCUUUGCUUCCCUGCAGUCACACCAAAUUGACGCCUCGUGAACAAUUAAGGGACCAUGAAGAACGAGUUAGCAGACUGGAGGCUGAGCUCGAGGAACAUCGAAGACAUCCGCCGGAACGGGGAGCUAAAGCUCUCACUGUACAAAAUUACAAAGAAAAAGACGCUUAUCUUCAUUAUGAGUUAAAAAGAUACAAGACAUAUUCGUAUUUAUUACGAUCCCGACUGGCGUUCACAGAAGUAGAGCCUUCAUUAGUAGAAAGCAGCAUCGGAGAAGUAGACGAAGGCGUAGGCGGUGGAAUGUUAAACCCAGAAGCUGGUGUGAUACCACCACCGGUGCCGGAUCGUCCAGCAACAAAUAGGGACGAUGAGACGACGUGAAUCAUUCAUCGAAUCAACUGGACAUUAUAUACGACUUAAAGAUAUUAAA